CCCGGAGCAAUCGAUGACGUCACUAUGAUGAUUCUGCUUAAUUCUGCAUUUCUUUCUGCUGUUGUUUGACGUGGGUGACUAAUUGUUAACUUGUAAACUUGUGAUUAACUAUCAAGUAAUUCUCUGAUUCUCUUCUUCUAUAGAUAGUUAAUACAGGUUUUGAUUUCGAUACUCCGUGAGUCCUUGCAUGAAUAUGCAGUCCCGCAGAGACCAAGUCAAACAUGUUCUCAAAAAAGAUUCAAUAAAUGAAAAUGCGCUCCUGUUGUUUGCCAAACUGUCGUCUUGUGUUUUAGAAAGAAAACAAUCAUAUAAAGGUAAAUUGCCGAUUGGAUUACCGAGGGAGAUUUCGUCUUUAAUUCUAGACACGAUAUUAGAAUUGGGCAACCCGCUGGAGAAGCCACUAGACGUGACCGCAGCCAUCGUUCAUACCUGGUUUUUGUACACUUUACCUAUACAAACGCAACUAAUAGCGUCGAACGAUGUAUUGGUAAGGUUUGGAUUUCUAUUCGGAGGACGAUAUUUCACCGUUGACAUCAUGUUGAGUCCUCAUCCAGCAUAUCCUGGAGAAAUCCGGCUAACAGAUUGCGCGACAAAUGCCACCGGCCGCAUCAAUUUCGAAAAUAUCAACUUAGUUGAUAACCCUAACGGUAAUGGUGAACGAAUUUUCGAUCAGGAAGGAGAACGUUUGACUAGGUUGACAGCGAAUUUGGCCGAAAACUUCUUCAAGCCGAUGCUAGAACCACUAGAUGUCCCACUGGUACAAACAGUAGAACAGUGAUUCGUGCAGCCAUAGUGUUAAAUACUAAGGAAUAUUACAGUGUAUAUAUAUUGAUUGGAAUAAAUUGUUAAAAUUUUGAA
Molecule: messenger RNA, 858 nt
Organism: Planococcus citri (citrus mealybug)
Lineage: Eukaryota; Metazoa; Arthropoda; Insecta; Hemiptera; Pseudococcidae
Exons: 5
Coding region: 188-778 (196 amino acids)
Source: RefSeq, a predicted model, not a curated record